AUGCUCGCUACGCAAACCAACUCUACAUCAUCUUCUUCCUCUUCCGAGCGCCGUCUCGCCGGCAAGGUGGCAAUCGUGACCGGCAGCUCGCGCGGCCUGGGCGCCGCCAUCGCCAAGCAGCUCGCGGCAGAGGGCGCCAUCGUGGCCGUCAACUAUGUCAACGGCGCCGACGCCGCCCAGGCCGUGGUGGCCCACAUCGUCGACCGCGGGGGCCAGGCCCACGCCUUCCAGGCCGACGUGGCCCAGCGGGCGCAGGUCUUUGACCUGGUCGACCAGGUGGUCAAGCGCUGGGGCCGCCUCGACGUGCUGGUCAACAACUCGGGCGUCCUGUCAGUGGGCCUGCUGGCCGACGUGACCGAGGAGGAGGUGGACCGCUUGCUUGCGGUGAACUUCAAGGGCACCCUGUGGGGCAUCCAGGCGGCUUCCAAGGCGCUCACCUCCGGCGGUGCCAUCAUCAACGUCUCCAGCAUCGCUCCCAGGACCGCCGCCCCGGGGGCGGUCGAUGUGCUGACGAAGACGGCGGCCAAGGAGCUGGGGCCGCGGGGCAUCCGCGUCAACUCAGUCGCGCCGGGCGUGAUAGAAACGGACAUGGCCGACACGCUCCCGGCCGAGUUCAAGGCCGCGGCCAAGGCCCAGACCCCGCUCGAGCACCGCUUCGGCACCGCCGAGGAGGUGGCCCAGACCGUGGCCUUCCUCGCCAGCCCGCAGGCCAGCUGGGUGACAGCCCAGAACAUCGAACUCGCUGGCGGCGUGUAG
Molecule: messenger RNA, 756 nt
Organism: Acanthamoeba castellanii str. Neff
Lineage: Eukaryota; Discosea; Longamoebia; Acanthamoebidae
Product: reductase
Exons: 2
Coding region: 1-756 (251 amino acids)
Source: RefSeq, a predicted model, not a curated record